Ooceraea biroi (clonal raider ant) is the source of this 1577-nucleotide messenger RNA. RefSeq names its product RCC1-like G exchanging factor-like protein. Gene Ontology annotation, cellular component: mitochondrial inner membrane. The record is from RefSeq and is a predicted model, not a curated record. Gene Ontology annotation, molecular function: rRNA binding; guanyl-nucleotide exchange factor activity. NCBI's taxonomy places the organism in Eukaryota, Metazoa, Arthropoda, Insecta, Hymenoptera, Formicidae. Gene Ontology annotation, biological process: positive regulation of mitochondrial translation.
CGUACGCCUUUCUAGUGAUGUCUUACUUUAUGACCAACACGUGCGCGAUUAUUUGAGAUUAAUAUAAAUUUUCGUCGGUCUGAAAAUGCAAAGAAACACAAAGCAUCGCGAGAUAAUUGUCGGCUGAAGAGUAAACCUGGUUACCGAACAGUGUGUGCACGAUUUCCUAGCAAUCAAGUCUCUCACGAGAUUCUGGAAAAUAUAAUGUUCAGCACGGGCAGAACUUAUCUCAGGGAAGUUGCGAGAAGGGCGAAAAAUUUACACCUGGACAGCCGGAAAUCCAGCUCACCGCAACCUAAGCUGAAAACCUUACCAAUUUUUCAGUACCCCAUAAGUAAACCGGAUGACCGAAGGGUGUACGCAUGGGGCCACUCAAGCCACGGCGCCCUCGGGGAGGCGAAGAGAGUAAAAGAGGGGAAAACGACGUAUGUCACAAAACCGAAGCGAAUAUCCUUCGCUGAACAGCACAAGGUAGUGGACAUCGCUUGCGGGUAUGGCUUCACGACUUACGCCGUACGUGCCUCCGACAAGAACAUCGUUUACGGGACUGGGAUAAACACGGAUUCACAAAUUGGUCUCAGUGAGCACAAGAGUAAAGUGUUCGACGUAGUGUUUGCCCCACAGCCGAUAAAGUUGCCGCUGCGUGAUGCCUCAACGAAAGUGUUGGGUAUGGCCGCUGGAAGGGCGCACUUAUUAGUAUUAACGACAGAAGGCUUGUUCACGUUGGGUAACAACGCGUACGGCCAGUGUGGCCGGCCGAUUGUAUUUAACGAGGACUAUAAGAAGAGUGUGAUCGUUCAUCACGUACCUGACAUUAAGGGGAAUAAGAUCACAGCGGUGACAGCUGGUCAAGAUCACAGCGUACUCUUGACAGAGACAGGUGAGGUGUACACGUUCGGCUGGGGCGCCGAUGGGCAAACGGGCCUUGCACAUUAUCGGAACGAGCACCGACCGAGUCUAGUCAAGGGUGAUCUGGCGGGCCAGCGUGUAAUCAAAGUCGCCUGUGUCGCUGAUUGUGUACUAGCUCUCAGUGAUAAAGGUAAAGUUUACGGUUGGGGUAAUUCGGAGUACGGACAAUUGGCGACUGAGGACGACAGUUGCCAAGUGAACAUUGCUACGGAAUUGAAGAUGUGUCAGGAGCUGGAACCUGUGACGGAUAUUGCGGCAGGCGGUUGCUUCUGCAUGGUCUUAAACAAUGCUGGUGACGUGUACGUAUGGGGAUACGGCAUACUCGGUCUUGGACCCAAAGUACAGAAAAUAUUAAAACCAACUGUGAUUCCUCCUGCAUUGUUUGGUAAAAAUGUAUACAAUCAAAAUAUCAAGGUAACGAAUAUAUAUUGCGGGAUUAACCAGUUAGCGGCGCAAACCAACAUGGGAGACUUAUACAUGUGGGGCAGCAAUAAAUUUGGCUGCUUGGGAUUGGGACACACGAACGAUCAAUUUUUCCCUUUGAGGGUCGCGGUGGGAGCGCAAGUGAAGAAGGUUGCCUGUGGGGUGGACCAUACAGUGACUCUCUGUAAGCCUUUCAUUUAAAGGUACAAUAUCUUGUAUCUAUAUUAAAUGUCUAUUUAUACAAA